Messenger RNA from Cucurbita maxima (winter squash), 1566 nucleotides. Its product is annotated as calcineurin B-like protein 4. The coding region runs from base 504 to 1175 and encodes 223 amino acids. Gene Ontology annotation, molecular function: kinase binding; calcium ion binding. Gene Ontology annotation, biological process: calcium-mediated signaling. The record is from RefSeq and is a predicted model, not a curated record. Lineage: Eukaryota; Viridiplantae; Streptophyta; Magnoliopsida; Cucurbitales; Cucurbitaceae. The transcript is spliced from 9 exons.
UGAAGAUGGAGGAAUAUCAAGUGGACGGUUCCUAUAAAGAGGAGGGGACCGUGCAAAGCUUGAGCCCAAUUUCGAUGGCGGAGAUAAAUUCAUGUAUUGAUUUGUCUAAAUAGCAAGAGAGAAAGCAAGCAUUGAAACGGACGCCGGAGCCUUUCCAGAAUCUCUGUAAUAGCUCAUCUACUCUGCUCGAUCGAUUUUGCGUUUUAUAACCAUGCAUGUUCUUUCGUUUAGUAAUAAACAGUGCGUUCGUUUGAAGGGAUUGGGAUUUUGGAAGAGCUUCAUUUCUAUUUUCUUCAUUAUCCCACUGGAUUGUUGUUUUCUUGUGCUAUUCUCAAAUGAAAUGGAAGAUUUCUUGGUUUGAAUUGUGAAAAAUUCCCUUCUGCCCGGUCCAAGAGAAGAAGAAAAGCAUGAAAAGGAGCUGCUUUCUAUUGGCUGAUAGGCGAAACAGUUCUUUCGCUUGGUGACUGCAAGAUUCUGAGUGGUUUAUGCUAUGCUAGUUUGUCAUGGGCUGCUAUUAUUCAAAGAAACCUAAAUCUCCAGGGUACGAGGAGCCCACUGUUCUUGCUGCAGAAACACCUUUUACAGUGAGCGAGGUAGAGGCAUUAUACGAGCUUUUUAAGAAACUGAGCAGUUCAAUUAUUAACGAUGGACUGAUCCAUAGGGAAGAAUUUCAGCUCGCAUUGUUCAGAAAUAGAAAUAUGAAAAAUCUUUUUUCAGACAGAAUUUUCGAUUUAUUUGACCUGAAACGAAAUGGGGUUAUUGAAUUUGGGGAGUUUGUCAGAUCCUUGGGCAUCUUUCAUCCUAAUGCCUCUAUUAAAGAUAAAAUUACAUGUGAGAGCUUAUUCCAGAUAUUUUUAUUUUCAGUUGCUUUUAGGCUAUACGAUUUGAGGCAGACAGGGUUUAUAGAGCAACAAGAGUUGAAGGAAAUGGUUUUGGCUCUUCUACAUGAAUCAGAGUUGAUUCUUUCGGAUGAUGUCAUUGAAACAAUUGUGGAAAAGACAUUUAAUGAAGCCGACAUGAAGGGCGAUGGAAAGAUCGAUGAAGAAGAGUGGAGGGAGUUUGUGAUGAAGUAUCCAUCAUUGAUCAAGAACAUGACAUUACCAUACCUAAAGGAUAUCACCACGGCAUUCCCAAGUUUUGUAGCAACUACAGAAGUCGAAGAUUCAGAUAUGUAGACAAGUUUUUGGUGGUUUUCAGAGUAUAUGAACAAGAACGCCUGGGACGAUAGCUUAAAGAUACCCCACCAAUAUGUGAAGUCUGGAGCGAUUUGGGAAGAAAAGAAAUAGGUAUUCUCUGAACUGUACGUUUAGGAAGAUCUAAAUUAGGCAUAUUAUAGAGUUGCAUUAUUACUUUGUGCAUAAGAACGAAGAAACUUUGAUGCUGAUUAUAAUUGAAGUGCGAAGUGUAUAUGCAUAUUCAUAGUCUGAGUAGCCUGAACCUGGAGUACAGUAACUUAAUAGAAGUCUUAACCAGAGGAGUUAGAUUGAGUGUUGAAGUAAGCGGAAGAAAGGGGGUGAAGGUGUAAUGGAAACAAAGAUAUGAAUAAAAGGAAGAAAUUUCAUUGCA